GUGCGGGGUGGAGCCUGGGCGAGUCACGUGGGUCGGUGCGCGCUCAGUGCGGCUGCGCCGGCCGGUAGCUGCAGCUGGAGCGGUGGCGUUUGGAGAAGACGCGAAACUGGAUGGCUUCUACAGGGAGCCAGGCCUCUGAUAUAGACGAGAUUUUUGGAUUCUUCAGUGAUGGCGCACCCCCCACCAAAAAGCCCAGGAAGCUGCUUCCAAGCCUAAAAACUAAGAAGCCUCGAGAACUUGUGCUAGUGAUUGGAACAGGCAUCAGUGCUGCAGUUGCACCUCAAGUUCCAGCCCUCAAAUCCUGGAAGGGGUUAAUUCAGGCCUUACUGGAUGCUGCCAUUGAUUUUGAUCUUUUAGAAGAUGAAGAGAGUAAAAAGUUUCAGAAAUGUCUCCAUGAAGACAAGAACCUUGUCCAUGUUGCCCAUGACCUUAUCCAGAAACUGUCUCCUCGUACCAGUAAUGUUCGAUCCACAUUUUUCAAGGACUGUUUAUAUGAAGUAUUUGAUGACUUGGAGUCAAAAAUGGAAGAUUCGGGAAAACAGCUACUUCAGUCAGUUCUCCAUCUGAUGGAAAAUGGAGCCCUUGUAUUAACUACAAAUUUUGAUAAUCUCCUGGAACUGUAUGCAGCAGAUCAGGGGAAACAGCUUGAAUCCCUUGACCUUACUGAUGAGAAAAAGGUCCUAGAGUGGGCUCAGGAGAAGCGGAAGCUGAGCGUGUUGCAUAUUCAUGGAGUCUACACCAACCCUAGUGGCAUUGUCCUUCAUCCAGCGGGAUAUCAGAACGUACUGAGGAACACUGAAGUCAUGACCUGCCUUGUGUGUAUCUUCACAAUGUCAAUAUGUUGUAUCUUUUCCUUCAAGAGAGAGAUUCAGAAACUCUACGAAAACAAGUCAUUUCUUUUCCUGGGCUGUGGCUGGACUGUGGAUGACACCACUUUCCAGGCCCUUUUCCUGGAGGCCGUCAAGCAUAAAUCUGACCUAGAACAUUUCAUGCUGGUUCGGAGAGGAGACGUAGAUGAGUUCAAAAAGCUUCGAGAAAACAUGCUGGACAAGGGGAUUAAAGUCAUCUCCUAUGGAGAUGACUAUGCUGAUCUGCCAGAAUAUUUCAAGCGACUGACAUGUGAGAUCUCCACAAGGGGUAGAUCAGCAGGGAUGGUGAGAGAAGGUCAGCUAAAUGGCUCAUCUGCAGCACACAGUGAAAUCAGAGGCUGUAGUACAUGAGCAAGCUAGAGAAAUCACCACCGUUAGACCAAGCUGUUGGGCCCUACCAUGGACGGUGUUUAAAAAGUAAACUUACAAGAAGCCAACACAGCUCCCAGAAAGUACCAAUAGCCAGAGGUUGAAGGGUGGGGUAGAACAGGAGGGGAAUGUUCCAGUGUAAUCCUUCAUGCCACCUGGUUCUUGAUAUUCUGUUGCCUGUUCAAGAAUACAAGUGACAGCAGGACCCAAAUGCAGCUCCCGACCCACUCCCCGGGCUGGACAUGCUUGUGUCCACAGCACACUAAUGUGGUACCUCCACUGACUGGCUGCAGCUCUGCAUGAAGGACUUGGGGUCUACACGCCAUGGACUCACCGUGGCUCUUGUUGCAGUUUUGUACUCUAUAAUGGGUUUUUCAAUUAAGCUUAAUGGCUUUUUUAAAAACAUGACUUGAAGCUCUAGUUUUCUAGAUCUUUUACAGUGUACAGUAUUUUACGUAACUGAGCUGUAUUAAAAGCUUGUUCAUUUACUUGCCAGGA
Molecule: messenger RNA, 1736 nt
Organism: Cebus imitator (Panamanian white-faced capuchin)
Lineage: Eukaryota; Metazoa; Chordata; Mammalia; Primates; Cebidae
Gene: SIRAL1
Product: family with sequence similarity 118 member B
Exons: 8
Coding region: 111-1220 (369 amino acids)
Source: RefSeq, a predicted model, not a curated record